Molecule: messenger RNA, 820 nt
Organism: Zea mays
Lineage: Eukaryota; Viridiplantae; Streptophyta; Magnoliopsida; Poales; Poaceae
Exons: 1
Coding region: 66-515 (149 amino acids)
Source: RefSeq, marked validated
GCAAACCUGCAGUCAUCUCCUCCACCACCACCACCAAGCUCAACAACAGCCAGCUCGCGAAAAUAAUGAAGAGCCGCAGCAUGGCAUCAUCGGCCGCGCUCUUGGUGCUAGCCCUCGCGCUAGUGGCGGCCACCGCCCCACAGGUAGCGGAGGCAAAGAAGAAGAGAGCGGCGGAGAGCGGCGAGGCGGCGGAGGCGAAGAAGAUCCAGGACGACUUCUGCUCGACGCUGUGCGAGGGCAAGAAGGGGACGGACCUGGUCGUGUGCAAGGAGUCCUGCGCUCUCUCCCAGCAGUCCAACCUGGUGCUGUACGGCAGGAUCCAGUGCAAGGGCAAGUGCACCGAGCAGAAGGGCAUCACGGCGCCGGCCAUGAAGGUCUGCCAGGAGGAGUGCGACAAGGCGUACGUGGUGAAGGCGGCCGAGGUCACCAAGGCCUGCAGCGUCACCUGCGCCAAGGAGAAGAACCCGCGCCUCAGCGAGAACUGCAAGAGGUCCUGCACCCCUCCUCCUUCUUGAAGCGAAGCCCCUUGAAAUGAAUGAACCAUGCAUGCAUGCAUGUAUGCAUGCGCCGGGGUGACGUGGCGUUCAGCUCAGGCGCUGAGCGAGUCUAUACGUACGUCGUCACCGGCUGGCCACGCAUGCGAUAACCAUCUGAUAUGGACGGAACUAUAUAUUGUAUUCCUAUUAAUCUGGCAUUUUCUAAGCUAAUUGUUUUUUUUCCAAAUAUACCGUCGAUGGAACUCCAAAUGUAAUGUCACGCAAAUGUGUGUUUUUCAUCGAUUGAAUGGAUAAUAAUAAAAAGGCAUGCUGGCAGUUACUAC